Aegilops tauschii subsp. strangulata is the source of this 989-nucleotide messenger RNA. RefSeq names its product transcription factor Y1-like. The record is from RefSeq and is a predicted model, not a curated record. Lineage: Eukaryota; Viridiplantae; Streptophyta; Magnoliopsida; Poales; Poaceae.
UCCACACAAUAAACACUCAAUAUAGUCGAGGAUAUAUCCAUAUCCUAAGCUAUGCUCUCUAAUUAGUCUGCCCGGUCCGGUGUUUCGAGUUAGUACUAUCUUAGCUCGUAGAACAUUGCCUUCCCAUGUAGAUUUAAAUAUCUCUCACUAACGAGCAUGCACCUUCUUGAACUGGCUGACAGAUGGUCGCUGAUCGCCAGUCACCUACCAGGCCGGACUGACAACGAGAUCAAGAAUUACUGGAACGCGCAUCUCAGCCGGCGGAGCCACAGCUUCCGGCACACGCACACCGCCGGCAAGGAAACCACCAUAACCAUCGACAUCAACAAGAUUUCCGCCACUUCGAAGCGGCGAGGCGGUCGGGCACCCAGGAGCAGCAUGAAGAAGCAGCCGGUGCCUGAACCCACCAAGUCAACGGAAAGCUCUAGCCCGGUCCCUGCCAUAUCAUCAUCAACAUCAAGCCUACCUCAGGGCUACUCGGACAAGAACCAGCCCAUCAACAGCAUCCCUAACGAUAUGCCCUGCAGCGACCAUGUAGAUCUGAAUGGUGGUGUCCUGAAGCCCAACUAUGCGAAGGACUCAAUGAAUCAGAUUGGGAUUUUGGAGGAGGAAAGUGAGAUUGAGGGCCUGCUAUCAAGCAUGGACGACAUGCCGGCUAGUGGGCUUAAUGGCCUUCAACAUGGAGGCCACCUUCCUCUGGUGGAGGAUCUCCUGGACAUGGACUGGGAGGGUUUUGCGACCCACCUAUGGGACCAGCCAGCCCAGAGUGAUCAGCUCCAGCCUGCUGAGCCGCAGGCAACAAUGGGCUCCGUGUCGGACGAGCUCGAGUCAUUUGUCCAUUGGCUCCUCUCCGACACGUGCUAAGAGAAUCAAUCGCAGAAUAGUAGAGACGAGUAGCCAUAAACCAUAGAGGAAGAAGAUAAAGGUGACAUGUGUGCUAGUCCUCCAAGCCUCCGUGCGGCAUAGUCACAUCUUCAGCAGCCAGAGAA